AUGGACGCCCCCGAGCACCGCCAUGUACUCGAAGAAGGUGAAGAGAGAACGAGCUCACACCCUUUUUCCUGCUUGUGGCGAAGUCCAUCAAGUUCUUGCUCAAAGAUCUUCGUUUAUGGAAUCCGCCCUUUUUCCUGCUGUUUGUGAUUCGUUUGCCGUCUCAGGCCACGAGGAAGAGCACCAUGAGAAGAAAUCGGUUCUAAAGAAGGUGAAGGAGAAGGCGAAGAAGAUAAAGGAGACGAUCGGUAAGAGGAAGCACGAGCAUGGGGAGGAACACCACCGCGACGACGAAGAGGAAGAGGAAGAAGGACUCUCCGAGGAAGAGACGGAAGAGGAUGCAGAGGUCCACGGCGCCCCGGGUAUGCCAAAUCCAUCUCCUCCUUAGAAGCAGGAUGUCUAAUCACCGGGUUUUAGCAGUUGAUCAUGUCUCUAUGAGAGUUGCAGUGUACAAGAGUGAAGCUGCAUGGAGAUUCGUAGCGAGUCACGAGGAAGCUCCGCCGGAAGAGGGGGUCAAACUAGGCGCCGCCGCCGCGGGGAACCUGGAAGAGGACACCGGAGCGCCGAAGAUCGGAACCGAAGCGCCGCCGGUGCCCGGAAGCGACCGGUCCACCGGCCUUCCUUCUGCAGGUACUGGAAAACCCUUAGUAACCCGCCUAUUGAGCAUCAUUAUUUUUCUCUUGUAAUGCGUGCUCCUUGUCUUACAGGUGAACCCGAGCCUGGAUUUAUCAGUUCUUUCCAGGCCAUGUCGACGGAGGAUGGACCCAAGAAGGAAGAGGAGAAGAAGACGGAGCCUUCACCGGCGGAGUCCCCCGCCGCCACCAUUCGUGGAGAAGAGGCUCAGACUGCAUCCAAAGGAGAGACCGAACAGCUGCAGCCGCAAAGCGAAAUGAGCUACAAGGAGAAAAUAUCGUCGGCCCUCGUCGAUAAAGCAGUUCACGCGAAGGAGGCCGCCGUCUCCGCGGCGGUGGAAUCCGCAGAGUACGGGAAGAAGAUUGCCGAGACGAUGUACGAGAAGACGACGGGUGGGGGGACGGCUGCGGCGGCACCUCCGCCGCCGCCGCCGCAGCAGCAGCACCAGGAGGUGGCGAAUGAAGAACAACGGCGUCCAUCUGGAGCUGAAGGAACCCAACCAGCGGACAUGUGGGUAUCGAUGAAGGAGUACCUUGCGGAGAAGUUGAGCCCGGGGGAGGAGGACAGGGCCCUGUGCGAGGUAAUAUCGGAGACUAUCCAGAAGCGGAAAGAGGACGAAGGUGACAUCCGAGAGGAAGGGGAAGAAAAGCCGCCGCCGCCGCCGCUGGCGGCGGCGGCAACGCCGUCCGGAGAGAAGAAGUCUAGGAAGGGAGUGGUGGGCAAGAUAAAGGGUGCCGUCGCCUCCGUGUUCGGAGGACCGUACUCGUCGCAGACGAGAGCUAGAGAGGAGGCCACUCCCUCCUCUAAAGAAGAUGCUCCGAGACUUCAGGAGUCGACCAACUGA
Messenger RNA from Spirodela intermedia, 1474 nucleotides. The record is from the annotation of a GenBank genome assembly. Lineage: Eukaryota; Viridiplantae; Streptophyta; Magnoliopsida; Alismatales; Araceae.